UCAGACAAUGGAAUUUUUACAUGGAACGUUGGCACUGGUUUACGAGAAUCAUACACAGGCAUAAAAUUCACCGUAUACGACAAAUUUAAUGCUAGCAGUGUUUUCAGUUUUUCAAUCAACUACUGUGGAUGUAGUGAAGUUUCGUUUUGUUCAUUUAAUGGUGCUACUAACUAUCCUUCAGAUACUGUAGUAAAAGCCUCAUGUGUUUGUCCAGCCUACACUAGUGGAGAGUAUUGCGAAGAUAUCAUAGAUCUUUGUCCGAGCUAUAACUGCUACAAUGAUGUUUGUAAUGUUAUGGUUUACAAGUCAAAACCAUCGUGGCCAUGCGGUCCUUGUCCCAAAGGAAAGGAACAUUUGAUGUCUGGAUAUAAUCAGACAUGUACAGAUAUUGAUGAAUGCAGUUAUUAUCAUUCUGGAGCUGACAAGUGUGAGCAGAAUUGUACAAAUACCGAUGGAUCCUUUUUAUGUAGCUGUUUCAAUGGAUAUGAAUUAAAUAGAAAUGGCCAUUCAUGUGAUGAUAUUGAUGAAUGCAGUAGGGGAAUUCGAGUGUGUGGAAGUACAGAAAUCUGUGUGAAUACUUUGGGAAAUUCGUCAUGCUUAUGCGCUCCGGGAUUCCAAAGACUUAGUGAUAAAACUGGGACCUGUGUAAAAAUAGGAUCUGUUGAGGACGCUGUUCAAGUUAAAUGUUCCGAUUCACAAUGGGAUAUUGUAGUCGAUAUGAACAUACUACAAGCGCAAUAUCCAGCCAUUAAACCCGCUGACAUUUUCCUAGGAGAAUCUAAAUGUCUUGGAAAGCUGGAAGGGUCUCUUCUGAAGUUCCAGUAUAACCUAAGUAGCUGUAAAACUGCUGAUAUGACUUCAAGUAUAACGCAUAUUUACAGCAACAAAUUACUUUACGUAAUGUUUGAUCCUGUGAUACCAUUCCUCAUUAGACGUCACAUUUGGACGUUCAUUGUGGAAUGUGACGUUAUCAGAGGUGGAACAGGGACGUCACAUUUACAUCACGGCAUCGAGACACACCAUUCAACAUAUGUGAAGCAUUACAAUGUCACCGUACAGCUUUAUAGUGACAGGGGUUUUCAUAAUCCCAUUAUUCCAGAGGCCAGUGACAUACAUGUUGGUGAUGACGUGUAUGUGAAGGUUUCUACAAAUAUUCCCGAUUGGAAUACAAAGAUGCGACUUCAUACUU
Molecule: messenger RNA, 1189 nt
Organism: Ruditapes philippinarum (Manila clam)
Lineage: Eukaryota; Metazoa; Mollusca; Bivalvia; Venerida; Veneridae
Product: fibulin-2-like
Exons: 6
Molecular function (GO): calcium ion binding
Source: RefSeq, a predicted model, not a curated record